Monoraphidium neglectum is the source of this 666-nucleotide messenger RNA. RefSeq lists its product as hypothetical. The transcript has a single exon. NCBI's taxonomy places the organism in Eukaryota, Viridiplantae, Chlorophyta, Chlorophyceae, Sphaeropleales, Selenastraceae. Bases 1 to 666 code for a protein of 221 amino acids. The record is from RefSeq and is a predicted model, not a curated record.
AUGGCUUGGCUGCCCACCUACUUUGUCGACACCCUCAGCGUCGACCUCAUGCACGCCGCACAGACCGCCCUCCUCCCGCCUCUCGCCGGCAUCGCCGCCUCGGCCGUCGCCGGCCCCGCCUCCGACGCCCUCAUCUCUCGCGGCGUCCCCGUCGCCGUGACCCGCAAGGCCGCGCAGACCAUCGCGUUCAUGGUCCCCACGGUCUGCCUGCUGGCGGCCGCGGCGGGCGCGGACGACCUCCCGCCUGCAGCCAGCGUGGCGCUCAUCACUGCGGCGCUGGGCGUGUCCAGCUUCAGCCUCGCGGGGCUCUACUGCACCCACCAGGACCUCUCCACCAAGUACAGCUCCGCCCUCCUCGGUCUCACCAACACGUCGGGCGCGGUGCCUGGCAUCAUCGGCGUCGCCGCGACCGGCAUGCUGUUUGACGCAACUGGCAGCUGGGCGGCGGCGCUGUUCCUGCCGACCGCCUUCUUCCUGACGACAGGCGCCGCGGUGUACGGGUUUGCGGGCAGCAACUCUGCGGAGGACUUCGAUGCGCCGGGGCUGGAUGCGCCGUUUGACUGGGAGACGCGCAUCAGGGGCGGUGUGAAGGGGGCAGUGGGCGGCGCGCUCGCGCGGCUGGGGCUGCGCUGGCCCGGCGCUGGCGUUGAGGGCAAGGGGGAGUGA